This is a messenger RNA of Trematomus bernacchii (emerald rockcod), 2702 nucleotides long. RefSeq names its product Rh associated glycoprotein (gene rhag). The coding region runs from base 83 to 1399 and encodes 438 amino acids. The record is from RefSeq and is a predicted model, not a curated record. Gene Ontology annotation, biological process: ammonium homeostasis; ammonium transmembrane transport. Gene Ontology annotation, cellular component: plasma membrane. Gene Ontology annotation, molecular function: ammonium channel activity. NCBI's taxonomy places the organism in Eukaryota, Metazoa, Chordata, Actinopteri, Perciformes, Nototheniidae. The transcript is spliced from 10 exons.
AGACACCACUUUCUUCCCUCCCUUCACACAGCACAACCCCUAAAAAAGGCAGAUAGUGAGGGACACCAGAGUUGGUCUCAGGAUGCCGGCGUACGCCACCAACAUGAGGAUGAAGUUCCCCAUCGUGGCCUUGGUUUUGGAGAUUAUCACCAUCAUCCUGUUUGCAGUGUUUGUGGUCUAUGAUGAUGGGAAAAGUGAUGACCACCAUGACAAAGCCUCCAACAAGAGUGACCAUAAGGAGCCAAUGCCAAUGGAUCUCUACCCCAUGUUUCAGGAUGUCCACGUCAUGAUCUUCAUCGGCUUCGGGUUCCUGAUGACAUUCCUGAAGAGAUACGGUUUCAGCAGCGUGGGCAUCAACCUCCUGCUGGCUGCCUUCGGCCUGCAGUGGGGCCUCCUCAUGCAGGGCUUCUGGCACAUGACCGACGGCAAGAUCAAAAUCAGCAUCUUCAAAUUAAUCAACGCAGACUUCAGCACAGCUACAGUUCUGAUCUCUUUUGGAGCCGUUCUGGGUAAAACCAGCCCUGUGCAGCUCCUCAUCAUGACCAUCCUGGAGAUCACCAUCUUCUCCAUCAAUGAGCAUCUAGUGGCAGAAGUCUUCGAAGCUAAUGAUGUUGGAGCAUCCAUGAUCAUCCACGCUUAUGGAGCCUACUUUGGCCUGGCAGUGGCUCGCGUACUUUACCGACCUGGUCUUAAAAACGGACAUGACAACGAGGGAUCCGUUUAUCACUCUGAUAUGUUUGCUAUGAUUGGAACCGUCUUCCUGUGGAUGUUCUGGCCCAGUUUUAACUCGGCCAUCGCUGAGCCGGGCUACGCUCAGCUCACAGCCGUGAUCAACACGUACCUCUCCCUGGCCGCCUGUGUGCUCUCUGCGUACGCCGUCUCCAGCCUGGUGGAGCACAAAGGAAAACUGGACAUGGUGCACAUUCAGAACGCCACUUUGGCUGGUGGCGUUGCCGUGGGAACAUGUGCUGACAUGAACAUCGGGCCAUUUGGGGCCAUGCUGAUUGGAUUUGUGGCUGGCAUCGUCUCUACCCUGGGCUUCAAGUACCUCACUCCCAUCCUGUCGUCCCACCUGAGAAUCCAGGACACGUGCGGGGUCCACAAUCUGCACGGCAUGCCCGGCAUCCUGGGCGGGUUGGCUGGCAUUGUGGCUGUGGCUCUGGGGAAGAAAGAGGGAGGUAGUGUUCUCAUGCAAGGUGCUGCCUUGGCUUCGUCCCUAGGGUUCGCUUUGUUUGGAGGUGCAAUUACAGGUUUUAUAAUGAAGCUGCCAUUCUGGGGCCAGCCUCCAGACCAGAACUGCUACGAUGACUCUCUUUACUGGGAGGUUCCUGCGGAGGAGGAGGAGAACGAGGAGAGCUUGGCUCACACCGAUCACUCGAAGAACAAAGCAGAGGUUUAAAAAUCUGCUUUCUGUCCCCUGAGCUAGAAACUAAGAAGUAAAGGUUCAAUAAUCAGCUACACCAUGUCAACAGAUGUCAAUUUGUCAAUUAUGAAUGUGAUUACAUGCAUUCAAGAAAUUCGACGAUUUGCUCAACGAACCGACAAGUCAAUUUGAAACUGUUUUAUGAGCAAAGAUAUUUCCAGCAGUGUGAGUUUAAAAUUGUAAUAAGAUUAAGCAGUGAACUUUUUACACAAUAUUUUGAACUUUCUAAAAAUUGUUGACAUAAAUAUUUGGUUAAUCCCAUUGACACUAAGACAAAACAUUUCAAUAAUUUGAAACAGGGAACUUCAGGGAUUUCUUUUACACUGAAUUUAAAACUACAGUGGACCACCUCAUUCACUGCUGAUACACUUCCAUAAACUUUUUGUUUAUUUCAUUUUAUAUUAUCAAAAGCAUGUUUUUUUAAGAUAUUAGUAUAGUGUGUAUUUCUUUUCAUACAUUCUUUUAUUUUUCCAAACACUUGGCGCAUGUGUUUCUGCUGAGGCUGAGGUCAGAGAGAGGAGUUACAGCUCUUCUGACCUGCGGCCUCACGUCACCUCACUGGAGCCCGGCCCUUCUGCAGGAGUCAGUCAGUCUGUGUGAACCAGCAGCUCUGACACGGGCAGGGAUAGUCGCAUUAUAUGUUGUAACUAAUGAACUUAUCUCCCGCUGCGUACGAUCAUUUUCUAUCUAUGUGUUGGCAGCUGUACAAUUUCUUUAAUGCAUGGAGUAUGAAUGUAUUUAGCAUUAAAUUGGUUGUUACUGGGCAAGCUAAAGUUCCUUUUUUGUCUACUUUCUAUUUACAUCCAAUGUAUUCUUCUUACAUGUACAUACAGUUAGCUUUUAGACGGAUUGACAUGGUCAGUUUUAUCAAAGUCCUGCAUUGUUGUAAAAGAGCAACUGGUACUGAAUAUUUUUCAGAUGCCUUUAAAAGAAUUCAACAGGAACUUACACAUUAAAAAUAAAAAAAGUCUGACAUUAAAACAAGGUGCAAAUGUGAAGAUGAAUACACUUUUUUACAAUUUUGGGUGUUCAGCUAUAUUCUUUUCUUCUGUUUUUCUUGCGGUGAGUUACUGUUGGAAUCAUUUAAAAUGAAUAACUGCAGGGCUAGAUAAAACUGACUACACAUACAGUAGUGUUAAUCAAUAUUUUGGUUUGUCAAACGAUGUAUGAUGCCCAGAACACUGAAACACAUCACAUUUUGUAUUUUUAUACAGUGGGCAUGUGCUCUUAUUUGUAUAAUAUACUAAUACUGUCAUAAUAAAUAUGUUUUUGUACAAUA